GUGAUGCGCACUUAUUGAUUCAAUUGCUUGCUUCUGCUGUUGUUGUGUUUAGUUGUUGAAUCCUUGCUACUGCUGCUGAUGUUGUGUUUAGUUGUUGAAUCAUUGCUACUACUGGCUGUGUUAUGUGUUUAGUUAUGCAUUAGGUGGUGGGAGGUAUAUUAAGGCCAGUUUAUGUUAUAGCACUAAAAAUGUUGGCCAGUCUAGAAGGUAUUUCACAGAAUCUUACCAUUAACACACCUCUCACCCCAAUUGAGACUCCUCAUCCUGAUGAUGCCCAAACAUUAAAAGGGGAAUCACCUAAUGUCCCCCUCCCCUCACUUCCUCCUAAGAGAUAACUUGUUAGGAAACCAUCUAAGGUAUGGAAGCAAUUUACUAAGGAACCAGAUCAAACGGGCAGUGAUGUAGGGCCUAGGGCUUCUUGCACAUCUACUUUAAUGCAACAUUUGAAGGUCCAAUACAAGGGGGGUUCACCAUUGAAAGAUGAUAACAAACAAAAAGUUCUUUGAUUUGAGAACAAAGGAGGCCUAGUUGCACAUGGAUUUAGCAAGGAGAGAACUAGAAUUGCUUUGCAAAGAUGAUAAUAAUUGAUGUUGCCUUUUAAAUUUGUUUAAGGGUUAGGGUUUAAGUACUUUAUGAGAGAGGCACAACCUAGAUUCGAUCCACUGUCUCGUAGGACCAUUGCUAGAGAUGUAUGGUCAAUCUUUCAAGAGGAAAAGGCCAAACUAAAGAGUAUCUUGAGUGUAAAUUCACAAAGAGUGUCUCUUACUACUGACACUUGGACUUCUAUUCAAAAUGUGAAUUAUAUGGCUCUCACUGCCCAUUUCAUUGAUGAUGGUUGGAAUUUGCAUAAAAGAAUCCUAAAUUUUUGUCAAAUUUCAAACCAUAAGGGUGAAGCCAUUAGGAGACUAAUAGAGAAGUGUUUUGCAGAUUGGGGAAUAGAAAAGGUGUUUAGUAUCACAGUUGACAGUGCAAGUGCUAAUGAUGGUGCUGUUAGGUAUAUUAAGAGCCAUUUAAAUGAUUGGAAUACACUUUUGUGUGAUGGGGAAAUGUUACAUAUGAGGUGUUGUGCUCACAUAACCAACUUGAUUGUCUUUGAUGGGGUGUUUGAAUUGCAUGACACAAUUAAGAGUAUUCGCAAAGCAUGUAGGUAUACAAGAUCCUUACCAUCCCGGUCAGAAAAGUUUAGGCAAUGUUUAUUUUUGGCCAAGAUUGGUAGCAAGAGUUUACUAACUUUGGAAUGUAAAACAAGAUGGAAUUCCACAUACUUGAUGUUAGACGCUGCCUUGAAGUUGCAAAAAGGUUUUGAUAGGUUGGCAUUGGAGGAUGCUAACUGUGAAGCUUACUUUAAUGACGUUAACAAGGAUGAAAUACCAAAACAAAACAAAAGAAGGUUUGGAGGGGAAGCAAGCUCGAAGACAAGGGUGAGACCUCCAACAGUGAAGGAUUGGCAUUAUGCAAGGGACUUUGUUACUUUCUUGAAAAGAUUUUACGAUGCCACAUUAAAGUUUAGAGCUUCUAAGAUGGUCACUGCCAAUGCACCCUUCCAUGCGAUGGCUAAAAUUGUGAAUGGGUUGAAUGGAAUGAUGCAAAGCCAAGACCCUUUUAUGAAAAGGGUAGCAACUUCAAUGAAAAAGAAGUACGCCAAGUAUUGGGGACAAAUUAGGGGUAUGAACAAGCUUAUAAUACUGGUUGUACUUGAUCCAAGGUACAAAAUUGACUAUGUUCAGUUUAACCUUCCUUUUUUUUUUUGGAAAUAGAUGAAUCCAAAGUUGAUGAGAUAAUAGUUGAGGUAAAGAAGGUUUUAAUGCAUUUGUAUGAGGAGUACAAGAAAGAGAACCCAUCUAUUUACCACUCUUAUGUGGAAGAAAUCACAGAGAGUGAGCCGGAUCAAAGUGUUGAGAGUGAUCCAAUGCUUGAGCAAUUUAUGAGAUCAAGAAAAGAUAAAGAUGUGGUACAAAUUGGGAACAAAGUUGAUAAAUACUUAUUGGAGCCUGCUGAGAAUCUAAAAAAUUUAAAGUUUAAUUUAUUGGGCUGGUGGAAAGAACACUCUCCAAGGUUUCCAAUCAUGUCCAAGGUUGCAAAGGACAUAUUUGUUGUUUCCAUUUCGAGUGUGCAUUCAGAAUCCGCCUUUAGUGCUAGAAAAAAGGUUGUGGAUCCUUUUCGGGCUUGUUUGACUCCCAAAACAGUUGAAGCCCUUAUAUGCACAAAUGAUUGGUUGAGAAGUGAGGGUUUUGACUUCAACAAGGAGCCCACUGAAGAUGAAUUGGAGUUGUACCUAACUUAGGAGAAACUGGAAAAAGAAGUUGAAUCAUUUCAAUUAAAUGGACAACCUCUUAGUGACACUCUCAUUCCCAUGGAUUGAUUGAAGAAACAAGAUGGCAGCGGCUGCUACACCAAUCUUUUUUAAUUUAUGUUGCUUGGAUGCUUUGUAAUUUCUAAUGUUGUUGCUUUGAUUGUUAAUUGUUGAAACUUGUGAUAUACUAAUAUCUAUCUUUCAUGUUGUGUUGAAUUUGUUAAAUUGAUGUUUGAUGUUUGUCAUUUGUGCGAUGAUGGAUUGUAAUGUGUUAAAUUCAUGUGUGAUGUUUGUCAUUUAUGAUAUUUGAGGAUUAAUGUGUAA
Prunus avium (sweet cherry) is the source of this 2617-nucleotide messenger RNA. Its product is annotated as zinc finger BED domain-containing protein RICESLEEPER 2-like. Lineage: Eukaryota; Viridiplantae; Streptophyta; Magnoliopsida; Rosales; Rosaceae. The record is from RefSeq and is a predicted model, not a curated record. Gene Ontology annotation, molecular function: DNA binding.